CUGAACAGUAAUUUUAUUCGCAAGGCCAUGACUCUCACUCCGCUGCCCUCUCUCGCAAUCUCGAAGCUAUCGGAACAAAAUCAGCGACGCAUUUGCAGGUUGCUGGCGCAUAGGCCGCCAAGCAUUGACCUACGGAAGUAUUCCUCUACGCGGCAGGCUGCCGUGCUCAUCUUGCUCUUCGAGACAGAGGGAGAGCUUAGGGUGCUCUUGACGACUCGCGCGAAGACUCUGCGCACGCACCCUGGUCAGACGGCUUUACCCGGGGGCGCAAAAGAUGACAGCGAUGCCAGUUUAGUUGACACUGCGUAUCGUGAGGCCAUGGAAGAAGUAGGCUUGCCACUGGAUCAUCCGAACGUCCAUACGUUAUGUUUCCUCCGGCCUUUUAUUGCCUGGACCCGGUCAUUUGUGCUCGUGACGCCCGUCGUAGCACUUUUAACAGAUCCUUCUGUUCUCUCGAAACUCCGACCUGCAGAAGCGGAGGUGGAUUUAAUUUUCGAUCAUCCGUUGUUUGCCCUCCUCGAUCCAUCCACGAGCAAGUCGGAGCCUCUCGUGGCGUUGAAUAGCGAGCUAUGGCCGUCUAGCGAUCCCUGCUAUAACUACGCCGACAGCCAAUGGGCAUGGAUGGGGAAUUCUACAUACAGGCUGCAUCGAUUCCGGACAGCGGCAGCAGCGAUCAAGGGUCUCACAGCAGAUGUUCUGGAGGCCUCUUGGAUCCCGGUUGACGCCGCGGCGCGCACAGCAGUCGACAUGCUCCGCUCGUCAGGUUCCGGUUUCUCAACGUACCACCUCGCGCACCCGCGGCCCGUGCAUUGGCGCACACUGUUUGCGCCGAUUGCGCAGGCUCUCGGGCUGCAGUCCGUCACCUACGAAGCGUGGCUGCAACAGCUCAGAAACAGCAGCGAGCGGUCCAGGCGCAUGGCGCCCGACCGGGAGGUUGAGGAGCUACAGCGCAACCCCGCACUCAAACUUAUCGAGCACUUCGAAGAGAUGCAUGCCGGCGGCGCGAAGGGCGGUGACGAGGCGUCCGAGGUGACGCGAGAGGCGCUCGGCUUGCCGAAGCUUUCUGUGGCUCGGGCAGUACAAGUAGCUCCCUCGCUAAGCGAGGAGAAUCUCCCACAGCUCACAGCGAAGGACGCCAUGCAAUGGGUGCAGUACUGGAAGUCAAUACAAUAUCUGCAGUAAUGUGCGCUUUCUGACAUGGACCAUACUGAAUGGAAUGUACCUGUACACUUCACUAAUUGUGCGCACAAUCCGAGGCAAAUACAUACUCUGUUGAGAUAGUGUGUAAUUAUGCUUCAUCUCACAGAUGAGAUCACUCACCUUGCAGUGUCAACUUUCAAGCAUUUUUCGCAUUCUGUGCGGAGGCUAUCUUCUCUUCACGUUUAACAGCAGCCCAUGCUAAGGCAGCUCCAGGACCUCCGACGAUGCUGAUGAAGAGCAUACGGAAGGCCCAACUUUCGAUACCCAUCGAGGGAAACCCUGUUCGCAUAUGGAGAUGGGACCGCGCAAAGAAUGUCAGGAUAGCAAUGGUCAUGAUAAGCCAGUCGUGCUGGAAGAGCAGUCGGCUGCAUGGUCGAUAUGCAGCCAGCGAGCCGGCAGGUAGCGAGAUGGGAAGGUAUGGGUGUAGCCAGAAUGGGAUGAAGAUGUUCGCGAAGGAAUGUGACGACUCGGUCGUGAAUAGAGAUGGCACGAAGACGUACAGGUGCGCCCAGGCCGCAAUCAGGCCGCAAGCAUAGUACGACCGGCUGAGCCAGAUGAGUACUCGCGAUGCAUCCUGGUGAGGGCCUGCAGAUGGGCCGAAGGCAGAUAAAUCCACUUUGCGGAAUAAGGCCCAGAAUGCAGCAAUGUAGAGUGGAAACGGCUGCCAUGCUGCCGAAAUCUUCUGGACAGUGUCUAGGGACACUCCCUUUGGCGGAAAGACCAAGAACCACGAAGGGACGAGAUAUCCCAAGAUGAUGGCUGGUAGUAUGGUUUUCACUCUUGUAAGCGCGUCUGCGGGUAGGAGCGUCGGUAUACUGGAUAUGUUGUGAAUGUGAGAUACGAAGUACGCGGGUAAUGUGACUCCGGCUGUCAAGAAUUGCGCGAGGAUGCACACGAAGGUAGGCCUGAAGAGCUUAGCGACCUUGAGC
Molecule: messenger RNA, 2129 nt
Organism: Phanerochaete carnosa HHB-10118-sp
Lineage: Eukaryota; Fungi; Basidiomycota; Agaricomycetes; Polyporales; Phanerochaetaceae
Exons: 5
Coding region: 28-1182 (384 amino acids)
Biological process (GO): coenzyme A catabolic process
Molecular function (GO): coenzyme A diphosphatase activity; acetyl-CoA hydrolase activity
Source: RefSeq, a predicted model, not a curated record